Molecule: messenger RNA, 2566 nt
Organism: Spinacia oleracea (spinach)
Lineage: Eukaryota; Viridiplantae; Streptophyta; Magnoliopsida; Caryophyllales; Amaranthaceae
Product: pre-mRNA-splicing factor ATP-dependent RNA helicase DEAH7-like
Exons: 8
Coding region: 717-1445 (242 amino acids)
Cellular component (GO): intracellular anatomical structure
Molecular function (GO): RNA binding; helicase activity
Source: RefSeq, a predicted model, not a curated record
GGCGGCAGAACGUGAUUUCCUAAAAGUUAGUCGCGCAAUAUUUCAGAACCCUAUGAAAACCACCCCAAUACCUCUGCUCGCAAAAACCCGCAAACCCUCUCUACCGCCGCUCUGCACCGUCGCUUUUCACUCUUCACCGCCUCUCCCUUGCACCUCUUUCCGGCGGCCUCCCAACCUACGGUAAAACUCUCAGAAAACCACUCCCUCUGCUCGCAAGAAAACUCGUAAAACUCUGCAUCGCCGCUCUGCACCACCGCUCCUCACUCUGCACCGCCGCUCCCUUGCACCUCUUUCUGUCCGCCUCCCAACCUCCUGUAAAACCCGGCUUCCCCACCGCUGCCAUCAAUUCCACGAGUGGUACCGGCUAUCUGAACUUUCUCUUGGAACUGAUUAGUGGAAGAUUGAAGUUGAUAAAACAAGGAGAUUCUUUAUUUUUGACUUGGAUUCCGUACAAAGGGCAAAACACAAAUACAAGGUUGUCUGAGAGAGGUGACUCAGUUGCUACUCAGGCUGGCGUUCUUCAGUUGCUACUCAGGCUGGCUAUUAGCAGGUUUUCAUUUCAUCCAAGGUCAGAGAUUCAUCAGAUAUAGAGACAUGAUGGGACAUCUAUUUGGGAAGAAAAUGUACUUUGUAACAUAGUUUCUUCAAUUUUCAACCUUCAUUUUGGUAAAUAUGGGUUUCAUCCUUCUCUGAGGAAGAGCACUGAAGUGACAGCCAUGAGGCUCCAGUAUUUCAUCAUUUGGGAUGCUCUGACUAUAGAUGGUAUUUUCUAUGUUAUCGACACGGGUUACGGUAAAAUGAAGGUCUACAAUCCAAGAAUGGGUAUGGAUGCUCUUCAAGUCUUCCCUGUGAGCCGUGCUGCUGCUGACCAGCGUGCUGGACGUGCUGGUAGAACUGGGCCCGGCACUUGCUACCGUCUAUAUACAGAGAGUGCAUAUCUGAAUGAGAUGCUUCAUAGUCUUGUUCCUGAAAUUCAGAGGAUAAAUCUUGGUAAUGUUGUUUUGCUUCUGAAAUUUCUCAAAAUUGAGAACUUACUAGACUUUGAUUUCAUGGACCCACCUCCACAAGAAAACAUCCUGAAUUCCAUGUACCAGUUGUGGGUACUGGGUGCCCUUAACAAUGUCGGUGGCUUAACAGACCUCGGUUGGAAAAUGGUGGAAUUUCCGUUGGACCCGCCACUAGCAAAGAUGCUACUGAUGGGUGCAAAGCUUCAUUACCUCGAUGAGGUGUUGACUAUAGUGUCAAUGCUUUCAGUUCCAACAGUAUUCUUCCGUCCCAAAGACAGGGAAGAAGAGAGUGACCUGCUAGGGAAAAGUUCUUUGUCCCUGAAUCGGAUCAAACCCUUCUCAAUGUUUACCAACAAUGGAAAGGCAACGAGUAUCGAGGAGACUGGUGCAAUGAUCAUUUUCUACAGGUUAAAGCUUUACGGAAGGCUAGGGAAGUAAGAUCCCAGCUUAUGGAAAUACUGAAACAACUUAAGAUUACACUUCAUAUGCUGAUUGGGAUAUGGUUAUACAAGCUAUAUGUUCUACAUAUUUCCACAAUUCUGCUAAACAGAAGGGGAUUGGUGAGUAUGUUAACACAAGGAACGGAAUUCCAUGCCAUUUGCACCCUAGCAGUGCUCUUUAUGGAUUAGGGUACACACCAGAGUACGUGGUUUACCACAAAUUGUUGUUAACUACAAAAGAGUAUAUGCAGUUGUGCAAACUUAAUGUGUUGAGUGUGAUUUAAACUUCUUGGGGUUUCUAAGUAUCAGGGCUAGUUUCUUUUCUAGUCUAAAAUCAAAUUCAGAUGUGAUGUGUGUUAAUAUCUAUGUACUCCUGCAGAUGUUAUCCUUGAGCACUAGCAUUGAACUGAAAACAUGCUUUGUCCUGAUAUUCACACAGGCAACAGAGAGGAGCUAGAGAUGUGCUGAAUGAAACCAUAGAAGCUCAUCUCCUCAAGAAGAGACAACUGAACACACACUGGCAGCAUCCUUGAGACCACUGAACACACACUGACAGCAUCAACUGCAUAGAGAUGAGGCUGGAACAACUGUUAUAAAACAGUCGAGCUAGAUGCAGCUCUUGGAGGGAAGGCUGUGCAGCAUAGGCAGCUCCAGGGUUUUGAAUCUGACACAUUUUUGUCGUACUUAAAACCAUGCAUCUUACCUUUAGAGGGUGGAGCUGAAUCUGGAGUUUUGUUGUACUUUGGUCUGCAAAGUUCUUUUUCGAAUUAUUGAAAAUCAAGUGCGCUUGAGCAAGAAGAAUUUCAGGGAAUAUAUUCCGCGGUGCAAGCUGAAGUGCUGCUCCUACUGAUGUGCAGUUGGCUCAUUCAAGAACACCACAGACUUGCACCGAGGUGCUGCUCCUACUGAUGUGCAGCUGGCUCAUUCAAGAACACCAUGGACUGAUUUUCUCUGCUUUAUUACUGAACCAGUACGAAGAAGCUAGGUGAAGGGUAUUGUUGUAAUUUUUUUUUAUUUUUUUCCAUUUCUAUUUUGUAAACGCAUAAAGUAAAUUGUAAAAGAUACAUUAUUUUUUAAUAUACUUAAUACUGGUUUAUGCAAAAAAAAAAUAUAUUUUUU